CUCUAACAUCGAAGAUAGUUUCUUCCAACUUCAACGCUUGGCGGAUUAAAUUCAGUGUAGGCCUACUGGUAUUACAUGUAUGUUGAUGUUAUUAAUCGGUAAAUGAUGUUAAUAUCAAAAUGGCAUUAACACAAAAACUGAAACGGAUACAAGAACAAGUGACAGAGCUCUUAUCUCGAGUAUCCAAAGAUUCAAAGAGUAACCAUGACAACAGAGCAUGUAAGUCAGCAGAUGGAGCAAUCGAUAGUAUUGGUCAGGUACGAGAUGUUAUCGAACGCCUCGAGUUGCUAGAUUAUCAAAAUAACAUAAAUAAACCAGAUAGCGCUGACAAAUCACAAUAUCUCAGUGAUUUUUAUUCCGAUUCGGAUGACGAAAGUAUCUUAAAAAAUCCAGUGACUACAAAAACAGACAGAGAUGAAAAGUGUGUUAAUAAUGACGAUUCGGAAUUAAUAUCUCCAGAAAACAAAAGUAGAGUCGAUAUUUUGAAUGGUGUGAACACAAAGACAGAAGAGAAUGUUAAGGAAUCAUUACGUGACAGGACGUCUACUGGUGACUGUGAUAGAAUAAAGGGUGUUGAUGUUUAUCCUAGUGUAGUAAAGAGAGUUGAAGUAAAUAAUAGUGGUAGGAUCACAGAUGACCAAUACAAUGAGGAUGCUUCCACAGAUGACGAAACAUCAUAUGAUGAUGAAGUAAAAGUAGAAAAGACUGUGGAGGUUGUUGAUGUUAAUGGAUUAGAGGAUGAAUUUGAAGAUGAGUUUGGUGAUGAUUUUGAUGAAGAUGCUAUCAAUAUGAUUGACGAGGCAGAGAAAAGUAUCAUGGAUGACAAUGUUGUUGUUGAUGAAAACGAAGAUGAAGAUGCCAGUAACCAACCAACAGAACCAAAAUAUCUGGAAGUUCUUAAACAGUAUUUUGGUUAUUCUAAAUUCAGACCAAUGCAGUGGAAGAUAAUUAAUUCUGUGCUGAACGAGAAGAAAGAUAAUUGUGUGAUAAUGGCUACUGGCCAUGGUAAAAGUUUAUGUUAUCAGUAUCCAUCAGUAUAUACAGGAAAGACAACGGUAGUUAUCUCCCCCUUGAUAUCACUGAUGGAAGAUCAAGUACUGGGUCUCAAAGCGGCCAAUAUACCUGCUUGUCUGCUUGGAUCAGCUCAAGAAAACACGGCAGUAGUAAAAGCAGAAUUAAUGAGGGGUCAGUUCAGAUUGUUGUAUAUUACACCAGAAUUCGCUGGUGCUGCUACAGGUGUUCUCACAGAUCUUCAGAAUAAAAUAGGUAUAGAUUUGAUAGCUAUAGAUGAAGCACAUUGUGUAUCACAGUGGGGACAUGACUUCAGGGCAGCUUAUAGAUCUCUAGGCAAUUUGAAGAAUUUAUUUCCAAUGGUACCUAUUGUAGCGUUAACUGCAACAGCUACUGUAGAAGUUAGAAGUGAUAUUUGUCGUUCUUUAAACCUUAAAAAACCAACAAUUACAUGUACUGGAUUUGAUAGACCGAAUCUAUUUCUGUCUGUAAAUAAUAAAUCCGAUAUUAUGUGUGAUUUACGAUCUCAGCUGGAUGUUGUUAAUAAAAUACCCAGUUUUAACGGACCUACCAUUAUAUACUGUCCUACCAAAAAAGCCACAAUGGAAGUUACAGCCGUUUUACAAGCAAUGAAAGUAGCGUGUUUACCAUAUCACGCUGGUCUGUCAUUACAAGCUAGAAAACAUGCUCAUCAUCAAUUUGUUAACGAUCAGAUACAGGUGGUUGUAGCUACUGUAGCGUUUGGUAUGGGUAUAGAUAAACCAGAUGUUAGAAAAGUUAUACAUUAUGGAGCUCCAAAAGAUAUAGAAUCGUAUUAUCAGGAGAUAGGUAGAGCUGGUCGAGAUGGUUUUCCAAGUACCUGUCAAGUCUUCUAUUCACAUGGGGAUUUUAAUGUAGCAAGACAUUUUAUAAAUGAGAUUAGUAGUAAGAAAUUCCAGGAACAUAAAACAGAAAUGAUGUUGAAGAUGCAGCAAUAUCUGGGUACAGCUGGUUGUAGACGGAGAAUAUUGUUGGCUCAUUUUGAAGGUAAGAAGUUAGAAGAUAUCGGUGGUACCGAAAACUGCUGUGAUAAUUGUAAAAACAAGAUUAAACAGAGUCGUUAUAACAACUGGUCUGGUAAACAAAUAUCGACUGAUGAACCGGUUGAUUAUAGUAAAGAGGCAGCACAUCUUUUUAACGCUAUCCAGACCCUGUAUCCCAAGUUUGGUCUAACUACCUACGUACAGUUUCUCUGUGGUUCACAAAAUCAGAAAGUUGGUAAAUUCUAUAAUCAUACCGGAUUUGGCAAGGGAAAGUAUAGAAGUUUAAAAUGGUGGAAAGCUUUUGGAAAGUGUUUAUUAUGUGAGGGUUAUCUAAAGGAGAAGGCUAUUGAAGGUGGUUUUGGUUUUACCCUAGAGAUGUCUAACAAGGCCUAUGAUUGGUUGAAAUCAAGCACGAAAUCAGCGUUAAAAAUUCAACCUAAUCGUGAUUUAUUAGCGGAAGAGAAAGAUAAAACUUCUGUCUGUAAACCAGUUAUAUCUGUUUCAUUAAAUCCAACAAUAUCAACAGCUAUAAAGAAGGAUGACUGGACGAGCCAGUCUGUUACUACGGCAACUGUUGCUACAUCAUCUGUUGUCAAGGCAACACCAGCUCCUGUUGUACCUGCUGUUGAUGAAAGAACUAUGAAACUACAGAAUGAUUUAUAUCUGAAGUUGAUAAAAGAAAGAAAUGAAAUCUCCCAGGAGACUGGUUUCACCCCACAUAAUAUUGCUAGUAAUAAAGUUCUGAUAGACUUUGCUAGAAUCAGGCCAAGUAAUAAAGCUAGUCUGUUACGAAUAGAAGAUUUCCCAGAAGCUAAAGUAAAGAAAUUUGGAGAAACAUUUUUGAAAUUGUUGUCAAGUUUUUGUGAGGAACAUGAAUUAAAGAUGGAUGAAUUUCCUGAUGUGAGUCUUGAUAAGAUUAAAUUGUGCUCCGAUUCAGGAUUAAAUGAAAGUCAGUUACAGUCUAAACUUGGUGAAUUAACAGAAACACAGAGAAAUUCUUUUAUGAUGUUUCAUCAACAUCACAAAUCUGUGGAAGAGAUUGCAUCAUUAAGAGGUUUUAAAACAUCAACCAUAAUAUCUCACCUGAGUGAUUGUUUAAAGAUUGGUUUACCUGUAGAAAUAGAUAAACUAGGUGUUACAUCGAGUAUACUCCAACUCGUUACUAAAACUAUACGAGAACCACCUAUAAAUUCUGUGAUAUCCAGUAUUUCUAAAAUAAAAGACGUUUUACCCGACCAUAUACAAUAUAACCAUAUAAAGGUUGUUAUAUCUCACAUGACCAAACAAUAUGGACAGUUUGUCAACGAUUCAGGGGACUUAACUCUAUGUCCUGCCCUGACUAGUCCUCCUACAUCAGAUAGACAGAGUGUUGUUACCAUUGAUGCUGUUAAAGGUGAAUCAAGUCAAAGUGAAUUUGAGGGAUCACACACCUUACAGAAAUCACAAUCAUUCGAUUCAUCUACACAAUCCUCAAAACGUAAAUUACCUGCCUGGAUGUCUGCCCCAAAACCUCUCAGUAAAAAAAUGAAAUCUAACAGUUUGUUUCGAUGAUGAUUUACAUUGAGCAGGAAGAGAAGUACUGAUAUACUGUUAUAGGGUUAAAGUUGUUAGAUGUUGUCUGUAUAUCAGUCAUUGUUAAACAGGAAGCAAGUUGACUACCAGGGGAGGAAUCUUAGUAUGGAGUGGAAUUCUAUACAUGUAAAGAGUAGUGUACCUGUAUAUUGUAUGGAGUGGAAUUCUAUAGUGUACCUGUAUAUUGUAUGCAGGCAUAUUCUAUAGUGUACGUGUAUAUUGUAUGGAGAGGAAUUCUAUACAUAGGUAACUGUGUGUGUGUGUAUAAAUAGCAUUAUACACAACUAUAAAGCUUAUCAUAAAUUAAAUCAAAUAGAAAGUAUAAGAAAUGAUGAUUUUAUUAUUUCAUUUGAUUAAAAUCAAUCUCAGUAAUUAUCACUGUAAAUAUUUAAUAGUGGUGAAAAAAAUUACUAAAUGGCAAAUCAAAACGGGGGAGAAUUGAGAGGAAAACUUGGAUUAUUAAAGGAACUGGUGUUAUAAUGAUGACAGACAUAGAGACAGGGUUCCCGCGGUCCUUGAAAAUCCUUGAAUAUCCUUAAAUUUAAAAUUUCAUUUUCAAGGUCUUGAAUAUCCUUGAAUUUCGCGGAAAUAGGAAAAUAUCCUUGAAUUUCAGUUGAGAUCCUUAAUUUUGUUUCAAAUGUCUUCAAUUCCUUUUAAAUAUAAGAUUAUAACAAUAGUUGGUAAUGUUUCGGUUAUUUUUAAGAUGAAAAAUUGUAACUUUAGGCUAAAAAAUGUCCUUGAAAAUCCUUGAAUUUGACGUAUAUUUAUCCUUGAAUAUCCUUGAAAAAAUGUUUGACGAAGCCGCGGGAACCCUGAGAGAAACCUGUAAUUGUAAGAAAAGGAGUGGUUUAAAUCUAUUAUUCUACCAGGAACUACUGUGAUAAUCAGUAUUAUAUUAAUGGUGCUAAUACUACCCUAUAUUCUCCUGACUCUUAAUAUUAUUCUACCAGGAACUACUGUGAUAAUCAGUAUUAUAUUAAUGGUGCUAAUAUUACUCUUUUAAUUGUUGGAGUAUUAAUUUAUUAAGGAUUAAAAAUCUGGAUACAUUUCAAUCUAAAUUAUGUUUUCAUCCAAAGCCAAAGGUAGGUUAUUAAAAGACAAUGUUAAAGGGUUCUUGACCAUGAUUAUUUUUUAGGAAACCAAUUUGAUAGACAUAUAUAUUGGAUAAUAUCUGUUAUUGGUGUGAAUGGAGGCAGUGUAUAUUGUAUCAUCCUUUUAAGGGAAUAUUAAUGUGUAUUGGUAUUAUCAGCCUUGAAGGGAAUAUUGGGAAUGUAUAUUGAUAUUGUCAUCCUUGAAGGGAAUAUUGGGAAUGAUAUUGUCAUCCUUGAUUAUGUGUAUUGGGAUAGAUUCUAUUAGUUAACUGUAAUUAUGGUGCUUAAAAAAAGAAAUCAAAAUAAAGUCUGAAAAAAUGUU
This is a messenger RNA of Patella vulgata (common limpet), 5018 nucleotides long. Its product is annotated as bifunctional 3'-5' exonuclease/ATP-dependent helicase WRN. Gene Ontology annotation, cellular component: cytoplasm; chromosome; nucleoplasm. NCBI's taxonomy places the organism in Eukaryota, Metazoa, Mollusca, Gastropoda, Patellidae. The record is from RefSeq and is a predicted model, not a curated record. Bases 120 to 3584 code for a protein of 1154 amino acids. Gene Ontology annotation, molecular function: four-way junction helicase activity; 3'-5' DNA helicase activity; ATP binding. The transcript has 28 exons. Gene Ontology annotation, biological process: DNA replication; telomere maintenance; double-strand break repair via homologous recombination.